AUGACGCAGUGUUCGACCCAGCGGGAUUCCUCAGCUGGCUUCAAUCAACCCAAUCUGGACGCCAUCGACCAAUUGACUCGUUUUGGCCAAGCUCUCAACGUCGAGCACUGGGCUACCCCAGACAGUGUCUUGAAGGCCUACUCGCCCUUCCAUGCCACCGCCAACAACGCCAACAACGCCGCGACCGACCAGCCCCAGGCCCAGCUCCAAUUGGCCCAUCGUCCGGUGACCGCCAACGAGGACACUGCACGAGAACCAGAUUCCAGAACCAUGGCUACUGCCACCAGGAAAAGGAGCCGCGAGCGCUUCGAGAUCCACGAGGAUCCCCCCCACGCCCGUACAGAAGACACGGAGAUGGUGGCCGGCUCUGAGCACCAGACCGAGGUCGACGAGGACGAGGACGAUGCCGACGACGCCGAGAACGACAACGAAUCCACCGACGACAGCUCCGAUGAGGACGACGUCGUCGACUCCAGCGUCCAGCGCGAGAUGGUCCGUCUGCAAGACGUCUUCCCCGGCUUUCGACAUAGGUAUCGUCUUAUUAAGAGAAUUGGCGAAGGCACCUUUUCAACCGUCUACAAGGCCGAAGACAUCCAAUACGACAGAUACGACAAUGAUUGGGAUAUCGAGAACAACGAACGAGACCAAAAAUGGAGCACCCCGCCUUUGAAGCAGCGUAAUGGCAGCCACAACCCCUCGAGAGAGCCACGUCGUCGCGCUCGAUAUGUCGCCAUCAAGAAAAUCUACGUCACCUCCAGUCCCACCCGUAUCCUCAACGAGCUCGAGUUGCUCCACGAUCUCAGAAACUGCCCGGCAGUCUGUCCACUGAUCACGGCCUUCCGCAGCACCGACCAAGUCGUUGCCAUUCUGCCCUACUUCCGCCACGAGGACUUCCGCGACUAUUUCCGCCAGAUGAAGAUCUCAGACAUGGCCAUCUACCUGCGCAGCCUGUUUACCGCGCUAAAGGCCGUCCACGAGCACAAGAUCUUGCAUCGCGAUAUCAAGCCCACCAACUUUCUGUAUGACCCCCAGACGCGGCGUGGUGUAUUGGUCGACUUUGGUCUCGCCGAGCGCGAGGGAUCCGACAGCAAGCCGUGCCUUUGCCACGAGAGCAGAGACGUCCGCAAGCAGCGGAUUCAAAACAGCGCAGCAUCACAAAACGGUCCCCAGCAAGGCUACCCCAAGGCAGACAGCCGCCCGUCACGGCGAGCCAACCGUGCCGGCACAAGAGGCUUCCGUGCUCCCGAAGUGCUGUUCAAGUGCACAGAACAGACCACCAAGAUCGACAUCUGGUCAGCAGGCGUCAUCCUCCUGACCAUUAUGAGCAAGCGCUUCCCCUUUUUCAACAGCGCCGACGACGUCGAAGCCAUGAUUGAGAUUGCCACCAUUUUUGGCACCAAGCGUAUGAAGCAGGCGGGUCUCUUGCACGGCGCCAUGUUCGAAACAAAUAUCCCCACAGUGGGCACCGCGGGUUUCUCGCUCGAGAAGAUUAUCCUGUGGUCCACAUGCCGUACUGACGGCGGCAAGGACGGUCAGCCAGGUAUCCCGUUGGAUGACGAGGAGAAGCUGGCUGUCGAGUUCCUGGGCCGAUGCUUGGAGUUGGACCCCGCGAGGAGAAUCAGCGCCCAGGAGGCGUUGGAGCAUGAGUUCCUACGGGAGCCUGAGCCAAAACAGUCCGUGGAGACGAUAGAAACCGAGGACGACGAGAUGGACAUGCUUGAGGCGUAA
Molecule: messenger RNA, 1728 nt
Organism: Colletotrichum chrysophilum
Lineage: Eukaryota; Fungi; Ascomycota; Sordariomycetes; Glomerellales; Glomerellaceae
Exons: 2
Coding region: 1-1728 (575 amino acids)
Biological process (GO): protein phosphorylation; mitotic DNA damage checkpoint signaling
Cellular component (GO): nucleus
Molecular function (GO): ATP binding; protein serine/threonine kinase activity
Source: RefSeq, a predicted model, not a curated record